Closterium sp. NIES-65 is the source of this 1509-nucleotide messenger RNA. Lineage: Eukaryota; Viridiplantae; Streptophyta; Zygnematophyceae; Desmidiales; Closteriaceae. The record is from the annotation of a GenBank genome assembly.
AUGACGACCCGUCCGCCGUCAUUGGAGGACGAGGAGAGUGCACCGCCGCUGCGGGUGCAGAUAGCGAUGAACAUGGACGCCAUGGUUUCGCAGCUGCGCCACGACUCGUCCGAGGACGCCCUCUCGCGCCUCCCCGACGCCGCCCUGCUCCAACAGUCCGUCGCCGCCGCGCGCUUCACGGAAAUAAUGGCCGCUGCUUCGAUGGCUGGACAUCAGAUGACAGCUGGACAUCAGAUGACAGCUGGACAUCAGAUGACAUCUGGACAUCAAUCAACAGCAGGACGGCCGGUGCCCACUGUGGCACCGCAUGCGGCCUCGUCCGGCCUGCAGUCUCGCCCCCUUGCCCGCUCUGACCCCGCCCUCUCACCUCAGCAGCCCCGCGCCCAGCUACCCGCUCUGCAGGCCCACCCCGCGGAGGCUCGGGGGAAUGAUGCUGCGGGGACAGACGCGGACGAGGAGGGGGGAAUGGAUGACGAGGGGAGGGAUGGCGAUGAGGGGAUGGAAGUUCUUCGCCCUCUCCCUUCUUUGUUCUCCCUCUUUCCCUGGUGUCUUUGCUCCCUUGUUCCCUCUCUUCUUCCCUCUCUGUUUCCUUCGCUUUCUCCCUCCUUCCUUUCCUUCUUGACUCUCCCUUCCCUCUCUUUUUAUCCCACUUCCUCCUUCUCUCUCUGGUUCCCGUUCCCAUCUUUCUCCUUCUCUCUCUGGUUCCCGUUCCCAUCUUUCCCACCCAACCUCCCUAUUUUCUUCCCCAUCCCCCCGCUCUCUCCUUCACUCCCCCCUUUCCUACCUCAUUCCUUCCACUCUUCCCUCUCUCCUUACUUCCCUCGCUCCCUGCUUCCCUCUCUGCCCCCUUUCCUCCUUCCUUUGCUCCGUUAUCACUCCCUACUUCCCCCUCUCCCCCCUUCCCUCUCCUCCUCCUUUUCUCUACUGUUCCUUCUCCUUCUCGCUCUUCCCCUCUCUCCCUCCUUUCCUCUCUCCCUCCUUGCCUCUCCCCCUCCUUCCAUCUCUCCCCCUUUCCCUCUUCCCAUCUUUCCCUCUUCCCAUCUUUCCCUCUCUUCCUCCUUCCCUCACUCCCUCCGUCCCUCUCCCCCUCCGUCCCUCUCUCCCUCCUCCCCUCUACCCCUUACCUCUCUCCCUCCAUCCCUCUCUCCCCCCUUACCUCUCCCUACCUUUCCUCCUUCCCUCUCUAUUUCCUCUUCCUCUCCCUUUCCAAUCGAUCCUCUCCGCCCUGUUGCAUUGCAUUCGCCCCUAUACUUCCCCACCCAUCUUAACUCCUCCCUGUUUCCCCCCAUUCCUCCCUAUUCCCUUCCAUCCGCCCCUAUUCCCCCGACCCCCCAUGGCACGUGCGAGCAGGGAGGGGUUGCAGCAGCUGCAGCAGAGCAUACCGUACGCGGCGGGCAACGAGGAGACCGCCUCCAUGCUCGACAACGUCGUCUCUUAUAUCCGCCAGCUGCAGGUGCACGCUGGUGUAGACAGGUGCACGCUGGUGUAGACAGGUGCACGCUGGUGUAG